Messenger RNA from Aspergillus niger, 1377 nucleotides. RefSeq lists its product as uncharacterized. Bases 1 to 1377 code for a protein of 458 amino acids. Gene Ontology annotation, cellular component: oligosaccharyltransferase complex; endoplasmic reticulum membrane. Lineage: Eukaryota; Fungi; Ascomycota; Eurotiomycetes; Eurotiales; Aspergillaceae. The record is from RefSeq and is a predicted model, not a curated record. The transcript is spliced from 4 exons.
AUGCGGUGGUCUCUUUCCCUCUUUCUGUUUGGCUUCUCGGCUGUUGUACAUGCGCUCAGUAGUUCGGGGAACCGCCUGCUGGUUGUGUUGGAGGAUGGAUCGGAGAAGGAUCUGUAUUCUACGUUUUGGAGUGAUCUAGAAGCUCGCGGUUAUGACCUCGUCUUUGAAUCUCCCAAGAGUGACAAGCUUUCCCUCUUCGAUCUGGGUGAGAGGGCUUACGACCACCUUCUUCUCCUGCCUCCUAGGUCCAAAGGAUUUGGACCUUCUUUGAGCCCCAAGAACAUCGUCGACUUUAUGAACAAGGACGGUAACGUCCUCCUCGCGCUCUCGGGCAAGUCCACCACUCCCAGCGCCGUCAGCUCGCUGCUUCUGGAACUCGAUCUUCACCUGGCUACCGACCGUUCGUCUGUCGUUGUCGACCACUUCAACUACGAUACCCUGUCUGCGGCCGAAAAGCACGAUGUCCUUCUCCUCCAGCGCCCCGGCCCAUUGAGACCCGAUACCAAGGCUUUCUUCGACGGGGAGGGUGUCCUGGCUUUGCCAAGGGCCGCUCCUCACACGCUCGGCGACCACGCUCUCAUUGCGCCUAUCCUGCGCGCUCCUGCGACUGCCUACAGCUAUAACCCUAAGGAAGACUUGUCUGCGGGAGAGGAUGUCUGGGCCACCGGCUCUCAGCUGGCUCUCGUCUCCGCCAUGCAGACCCGUGCAUCCUCUCGCUUCACCCUGCUCGGCUCCGUCGAGAGUCUCCAGGACAAGUGGUUCUCCGCGACCGUCAAGGCGCCCGGCAACGGAAAGGAGACCGGCACGGCCAACCAGGAAUUCGCCAAGCAGUUGACUGCCUGGACCUUCAAGGAGACCGGUGUCCUUAAGGUUGGCAAGAUCGAGCACCACCUGGCUAAGGACGACCUUACUGCCGAGGACCUCAACCCCUCGAUCUACCGCAUCAAGAACGAGACCGUUUUCAGCAUUGAGAUCUCCGAGUACAGCCACGACCGGUACAUUCCUUUCGAGGUGCCCGCCAACGAUGCUCUGCAGCUCGAGUUCACCAUGCUCUCUCCCUUCCACCGCCUGAAGUUGGAGCCUACCGCCCGCACCGAGAACAGCACCAUUUACAGCACGCAAUUUACCGUCCCUGACCAGCACGGUAUCUUCUCCUUCCGGGUCAACUACAAGCGCCCGUUCCUCACCAACAUUGAGGAAAAGCACGAGGUGACUGUCCGCCACUUCGCCCACAACGAGUACCCCCGCAGCUGGAAGAUCAGCGGAGGAUGGGUCUGGAUCGCUGGCCUGUGGUCUGUGAUCGGCGGGUUCCUGGCCUUUGUGUUCGUGUGGCUCUACUCGGAGCCCGCCUCGGCCAAGGUCAAGAAGACCCAGUAA